AUGGCGUGGCGAAAUCAAGGGAUUACAGGUUCCAACAACAUCCCCCUGGGGAGCCGCCGCCGCUUCACGGCCGAUGAAGAAGAUGAGAGCCGCACCGCAACUCCUUCAUCCAUGCCUGAUGGGCCCAAGCGUGGCCGCAGCCCAGUUCGAGGUACCCUCCCCUUUUCGGAAAAAUGCACCAGCGCCAUCUCUGACCCUAUUAUUCUUUUAACAACAGCCGAUCCCCCGGAUGAUGGUGUUAAACGGCGCAAGAAGCGGAACCGCUGGGGUGACCAGCAGGAGAACAAGGCUGCUGGCUUGAUGGGCUUGCCCACCAUGAUCAUGGCCAACUUCACUAGCGAGCAGCUUGAGGCCUACACUCUGCACUUGCGCAUCGAGGAGAUCAGCCAGAAGCUGCGGAUUAACGAUGUGGUCCCUGCUGACGGUGAUCGGUAUGUACAGCCCUUUUCUUUAACUACUGAACCCUUCUCACACCUGGAUAGAUCUCCAUCGCCACCACCGCAGUACGACAACUUUGGUAGACGUGUUAACACUCGCGAGUACCGCUACCGCAAGCGACUCGAGGAUGAGCGUCACAAGUUGAUCGAAAAGGCCAUGAAGACCAUUCCUAACUAUCACCCGCCUUCUGACUACAGGCGUCCGACCAAGACCCAAGAGAAGGUCUACGUCCCAGUGAAUGACUAUCCAGAGAUUAACUUCAUUGGCUUACUCAUAGGACCUCGUGGAAACACCCUCAAGAAGAUGGAGACUGAGUCCGGAGCCAAGAUUGCUAUUCGAGGCAAAGGCUCCGUCAAGGAAGGCAAGGGCCGAUCUGACGCCGCUCACGCUAGUAACCAGGAAGAAGAUCUCCACUGCCUAAUCAUGGCGGAUACCGAGGAGAAGGUGAACAAAGCCAAGAAGCUUGUUCACAAUGUCAUUGAGACAGCCGCCUCCAUUCCCGAGGGCCAGAACGAGCUCAAGCGUAACCAGCUUCGUGAGCUGGCUGCUCUCAACGGUACUCUCCGUGACGACGAGAACCAGGCCUGCCAGAACUGUGAGUCCUCACAGCCCCACUUUCCUUUUAUUAUGUCUUCUAAACGUGCAACAGGUGGCCAAAUCGGACACCGCAAGUACGACUGCCCUGAGCAGCGCAACUUCACUACCAACAUCAUCUGUCGUGUUUGUGGCAACGCUGGUCACAUGGCCCGCGACUGUCCCGACCGCCAGAGAGGCAGCGAUUGGCGCAACGGCGGUGGCAUUGGCGGCGGUCAGCGCAAUCCUCGUGCUGUUGGCACUGGGGAUGCUGUGGACCGUGAGAUGGAGCAACUGAUGAACGAACUGUCCGGAGGUGCUCCUGGCGAGUACCCGCCUCGUCGUAUUGAAGCCGGCCCUGACCAGGGCGGCUAUCCCGAUGACCGCGACGAAAAGCCCUGGCAGCGUGGCCCGCCACCCCCGAGCGAUGUGGCUCCCUGGCAGCAGCGACGUGAGCAGCGUCCUCGCGACGACUAUGGAUCCCGCGACCAAGGUCCUGCUCCUUGGGCCGCCCAGAACCGGAGUAGUAACGACUAUGGCUACGGGUCUCAGGGUGGAUACGCCGCCCCUGGUACCGCGCCAGGUGCUGCUCCCUGGCAACAGCAAGCCCCUCCCGGCGACGCUGCUGCUGCUGCUGGCUACGGCUACGGGGCAUAUGCAGGCUACGCCUAUCCCCCUGGAAUGGCUGCCCCUGGUAUGGCUGCUCCGCCGCCGCCUCCUGGCAUGGCCCCUAUGGGUGGAUAUGGUGGUGCUGGCAGUCCUCCGCCGCCUCCUCCUGGCGAGGGACCUCCUCCGCCUCCUCCCAGCGAUCAGCCUCCUCCUCCACCUCCUGCGUGA
Penicillium canariense is the source of this 1848-nucleotide messenger RNA. RefSeq names its product putative zinc knuckle transcription factor/splicing factor MSL5/ZFM1 (gene bbp). Gene Ontology annotation, molecular function: mRNA binding; zinc ion binding. The record is from RefSeq and is a predicted model, not a curated record. The coding region runs from base 1 to 1848 and encodes 615 amino acids. Gene Ontology annotation, biological process: regulation of mRNA splicing, via spliceosome. Gene Ontology annotation, cellular component: nucleus. Lineage: Eukaryota; Fungi; Ascomycota; Eurotiomycetes; Eurotiales; Aspergillaceae. The transcript has 4 exons.